Molecule: messenger RNA, 564 nt
Organism: Babesia bigemina
Lineage: Eukaryota; Apicomplexa; Aconoidasida; Piroplasmida; Babesiidae
Exons: 1
Coding region: 1-564 (187 amino acids)
Source: RefSeq, a predicted model, not a curated record
AUGUCAUUAUAUCCUGGGAAGCCGUGCACGAGGUGUCGUAAUAAUUGUAAAAGCUCUUAUGUUUGCAACUGUUGUCCCUGGUGUUGUGAAGAAUGUAAUAAAGGUUUCGACAGGUGCUAUGAGUGCUUCACACUUGUCUUCAUGCGCAAAAAAGGCACACAUGCUUAUGUGUGCGAUAAUUUUAAAUGUGCAAUUAAAUGUAAAGGCAAGGAGUUGAAAUGUGAAUGUAAGUGUUGUAAAGAGAAAUGUGCAUCACCUGGCGCCUGCCAAGCCCCUCCUCCCCCCCCUCCCCCGCCUAUCGUUGCUCCCUCCGGUGUUGAGUCUGUGAUCGUCGGCCAACCGCAGCUGUCCGCUCUCUCCACUGAAGAACAUUCCGAAGACGACCCUGAUGAUGACGCUUCUCAACCUUUCCGCCCUGACCCCCAAGCCAUCGCCGCCGUCAUCGUUGGCAUCAUCGUCGCCAUCAUCCUGCUCGACCUGUGCAUCUUCCGCUUUCCGGUGGGCCGCAACAUCCGCGAUUUCGUCGUCCGCAAGAUACCCUUCUGCAUCGCUUUCUACAGCUAA